Messenger RNA from Myzus persicae (green peach aphid), 2571 nucleotides. RefSeq lists its product as uncharacterized. The coding region runs from base 1 to 2571 and encodes 856 amino acids. The transcript is spliced from 3 exons. NCBI's taxonomy places the organism in Eukaryota, Metazoa, Arthropoda, Insecta, Hemiptera, Aphididae. The record is from RefSeq and is a predicted model, not a curated record.
AUGCCAGUACUGUGUCAAUACUGGCUGCCGGUGCUAUGGUUUUCCAGUACUCAUAUAGUACUGGCUAACAUUUCAGCCAGUACUGUGCCCGUAAGGGCCAGACAACUGUUGGGUAGCCAGUACUGUGCCCAUCAUGAUACUUCACAUAACUCGAAUACGUCAACAAACCAGUCACGAAUACAAUUACCACCAAUAAAAAUUCCUGAGUUCAGCGGGAACAUUCAGGAUUGGGAACCUUUUUUCGACUUUUUCCGAUCUGCAAUACACGAGGAAAAUAGUUUUACAUCGGCUCAUAAAUUUUACUACCUCAGAUCAUAUCUUACUGGUGCAGCUCUAGAUCUAAUCAAAGCGGUGCCUAUGACGGAUGCCAACUAUUAUGUAGCGAUUGAACGGCUUAAGCAGAGAUACGACAAUAAGAGCUUAACCAUACAGUCUCACAUCAAAUCAUUAUUAGAAUCUCCACACGUAGAAAAUGCAACCCCAACCGAGCUUCAACAACUACAUUCACAUGUAUGCACGCAUAUUGCAGCUCUUAAGGCAUUAGAUCAACCUGUGGACAAAUGGGAUGCCUGGCUAAUAACUAUCAUUAGCAUGAGGUUAGACAGGGACACGUUACACGGAUGGCAACUACAUCAGAGGAAUACACAGCUCCCAAGGUAUGUAGAUUUAGAAGAAUUUCUUGCAGGCCGCUGUGUGGCAAUGGAAACCUCCUACCAAUUUUGUUCCGAACGGGAGGGAACCAACACUAACUCUGUACCUCAUCAAAGGUCAAAGGGAUACAAGAGCAAUAACAAAUCGCCAAAAUUAACACUAUUAACCAACAAAAAUGACCGCGACAAUAAGUGUGCUCACUGCUCGGGUAAGCAUUGGUUAUUUUUCUGCGACUCAUUCAAGGAGUUAGACGUCAAUAGUCGAUUGACAGUUGUAAGAGAUGCAAAACUCUGCUUCAACUGUCUGUCACCGCACAACACCUUACUCCAUCAAGAGAGGAAAUCAGGAGCAACCAGACAGAAGGAGGACGAUCUUCCAAGCUCAUCAAAGGAAGAUACCUCGCCGAGCAACAGUCAGAAAGUGUCCAUGCCAGCUCAAGCAACAAGUGAACACGUAUUUUUAGCAACAGCAGUAGUCACCGUAAAGGACAGCAACGGUUCCUAUCACAGGUGUCGAGCCGUCCUGGACAGUGGCUCACAAGUAAACUUUAUUUCAAGAAAGCUUUCGAGAGUUUUAGGAUUAAAACAGAGAACAAACGUCCUACCAAUAUGCGGUAUUGGUACCAGCAAGACUCAAUCGGGUGCAAGUGUAGACGUAACCGUAAAUUCCUCCGUCAAGAAAUUUGAUGUCGAAAUGACCUGUCACAUAUUGCCUGUUAUAGUGAAUGACUUAUCCGCUAUACCAACUCCCAGGGAUGGUUGGAACAUUCCUAAUGAAUUUGUACCUUUCCUAGCAGAUCCAACAUUCUGUGAAUCGGGAUCGAUUGACCUAUUAAUUGGAAGUGCUCUUUUCUUCGAUUUGAUAGGAACCGAGCGGAUUCCACUUAUCACAGGGAAGCUUUAUCUACAAGAUAGCAAAUUUGGUUGGAUUGUGACUGGAGUAAUAGAUGCAACUUGUCUUUUAAAUAUUGGAGAAACUCUAGAAAGAGAUUCGGAUGUCAAUGACAGGACAGAAGAUUCGACACAUUACGACAAUUCUAAGGGUAAUCAGAGAUACUUGGAAGAUGACAAGGCUCUACAUCACUUCCAGAACAACACGCGACACAACGAAGAAGGUCGGUUCAUUGUUCGAUUACCUAUCAAUAUCUCAACAGACAUGCUCGGUAACACGCAAAUAAUGGCAACCACACGGUUUUUGAGCGUGGAGAGGAGGCUUCAAAGGGAUGACAAGCUAAGAACAGAAUAUACAAGGUUCAUGAAAGAAUAUCUUGAGAUGGGUCACAUGAAAGAAGUUCAAAAUGAAGUUGAGUUGCCGGUCCGAUCUUGUUAUUUACCACACCAUGCGGUACAAAAGGAGUCAAGCUUAACGACUAAAAUUAGGGUUGUAUUUGACGCCUCAGCAAGGAGCUCUUCCGGAGUAUCGUUAAACGAUAUAUUGAUGCAUGGUCCAACAGUACAAGCAGAUGUCUUCACCAUAUUGGCUAGAUUUAGAAUGCACCAAUAUACAUUGAUGGCUGAUAUCGAAAAAAUGUUUCGACAAGUGGCAAUCGAUGAAAGGGACUGGGACUUGCAGCGAAUUGUAUGGAGAGACUCGCCUACUGAACCUUUAAAAACAUUCAAUCUAACGACUGUAACAUAUGGCAUGAAACCAGCGUCAUUUCUUGCAACACAAUGCCUUGUAACCUUAGCUCACCUGGUACACAACGAAUAUCCAAGAGCCUCAGAAGUUAUCAAAAAUGAUAUAUACAUGGAUGAUUUGAUGACAGGAGCUGAGACUGAAGAGGAUUGUAUAAAAUUACAACAAGAACUAAACACUAUCUUAAUUUCCGCCAAACUUCCACUACGUAAAUGGUGUUCAAAUUCUACUAAGGUGCUACAACACGUAGGCAAGGCAGAGGCUGAUCCACUAUACACCUUCUAA